ACCGCUCCGACCUCCCCUGUCCAAGCUUGAAAGACAAACCGUUCCAACUUUUCGCAAUCGUCUCUUUCAUUUGGGUUUUCCCUCUUCCCCCCGCUGUAGUUCGCAAACACCCCCUCCCCAUCAAGUACCAUCCUAGUUGUCAACGGUCUCCAGUCGCAGACGCAGGUGCCAUCUUGUCGUCAUAUCCAAGGAACAUUGCUCGACAGCCUGCCUCUUCCACUCCAGCUCGUCAACCAGCACACGCGUCUACUCUUAACCUCUCCGUCUCUUUGCCUAAGACCUUCUAUCAAAAGGUACAAUAGCCUCACGCUUCACCCCCCCCCUCUGUGCUCAGUCUCGCACUCCCCCCAUAUAGCCUCGUCUUUAAAUCACCACGCCCCCCCUUCUCGCGGCCCUGUCUCACCAAGUACACACAGACAUUGUAAAGAUCAAGCAAACUUCAUUAGGGUUCGAUAAAGCACCAGCGCCAGCCAAGCUCUCAUAAAGCCCGCAUCAACAUAUCCCACAGACGUCCUGCACUCUGCUCUCGCGCCUCUCUUUCUCUCAACUUGUUCUUUUCUUUUUCUUUUUCCCACAGACUGGAAAGAAGCGCCAACCGCAGCAGCAUCACAGACAACCAUACCCGUUUACCACUGCGCCAGAUACCCAACCCGUCGGACCCGACAUCUUCGUCGUAUCAAUCAUCUCACCUUUUUCUUCUUCUCUCUGUUCCAUAGCGACAAAGGGAAAAAGCUACAGCAAAAAAAAACAGUCAGACUCCGAUUUGAUCCAAAUUCUAACAAAACAACAAACCCAAACACAACACAAUGGCGCACAACGCCGCAGUCAUCGGCUCCACCGGCCUCGUGGGCUCCCACAUCCUCGGGAACCUCAUCACCUCGGAAGCCUUCGCCGCCGUCAACACAAUCUCCCGUCGGCCCCCCAAAGCCGGCGGCCUGACCCUCAAGCCCGUCAUCGAGCAGGACACCUCGGCCUGGCCCCCCAAGCUCGCCGCCCUGCAGCCCACCCCCACCGUCGUCUUCUCCGCCCUCGGCACCACCCGCGCCGCGGCCGGCAGCAUCGCCGACCAGUGGAAGAUCGACCACGACCUCAACGUCGAGCUCGUCAAGGCCGCCAAGGCCGCCGGCUCCAAGGCCUUCAUCUUCAUCUCGAGCGGCGGCACCCGCGGCGCGCUGAGCGCCCAGGCGCCCUACAGCAAGAUGAAGAACGGCGUCGAGGAUGCGAUUAAAGAAGCCGGGUUCGACCACGGCAUCAUCCUCAAGCCGGGCCUGAUCUUGGGCGCGCGCGAGGAGAGCCGCGCCGGCGAGGGCGUGUUCCAGUCCGUCGUGCGCGGGUUGGGCAUGCUGCACCGGGGAGUGCAGGAUACGUUUGGCCAGGAGGCCGAGGUGAUUGCCCGCGCUGCCGUGCACGCCGCCGUCCUCGUCGAGCAGGGCAAGGCGCCUGCCGGUCUGUGGGUCAUUGAGGCGCCCGAGAUUGUGAGGCUUGGGCGGACCGAGUGGAAGCACGGCGCCUGGCCCCGGUCUUAGGUCUCGGGGAGGUUCAGACGGGUGUUUGUCAGUGGCACCCAGAGAGCCAAGGUCAAACCUUCUCAAGAGGACAAGUACGCCCCUCGUCGAAAUCGUUCUUUUCCUCUCCUGGUCUCACGCCAUCUGUCUUGUCUUGCGGGAUGUUUCGGUGGUAUCACGGCGUCCCGGCCCGGGGCUACACUCUGCUUGUGGCCCAAUGGCUUCUUUAAUCGUGGUUACGGCGACGCAGAGACACAGGUCACGGGUAUCGCGGAUGAUGGGUGACAAACGGUUCGGGUGGAAAAAAGCUUGUUUCGUGUGGAAUCACGAAUUUUGUCUUUAUCCGUUGUCAGUGGGAACGUUGAGAGACGAGGCCGUCAGCAACAUCGUGAUGCUUUUGUUUUCCUUUUCCCCUUGUUGAUAUUGUCGGAUUUGAUUAGUUUUGCUGGAAUUUGUUGAUAUCCCCUCUUGUGUAAGAAAAUACCACCCAACUGUCUUAGAUAAACGAAGAAAGUUUGCGUCCAG
This is a messenger RNA of Colletotrichum scovillei, 2030 nucleotides long. RefSeq lists its product as uncharacterized. The transcript has a single exon. NCBI's taxonomy places the organism in Eukaryota, Fungi, Ascomycota, Sordariomycetes, Glomerellales, Glomerellaceae. The record is from RefSeq and is a predicted model, not a curated record. Gene Ontology annotation, biological process: import into nucleus. Gene Ontology annotation, cellular component: cytoplasm. Bases 807 to 1526 code for a protein of 239 amino acids.